AUUAUGCUCAUUAGACGGUCUAGCAGUCUUGUGUGAAAAUGUUGGUUCGUGCAACAAUCUUAGUUCUGUCGGUGCUUGCCACAGUGCAAGGCGAGGAAGUACAUGCGCUUCGCUCUUUGUUAGCGUUACGUGUGCCGUCGCGACGCUCACUAACACCGUGCGCUCGUGAACGUCGACAGGAUUGUGAGGAUUGCAGUACCGUAAAAAUUUGCAGCUACGAUCAGACACCGCUGACGCAGUUCCGCUGCCAGGAUGUUGAUCCCUCCAAACCUUACUGUAUUGGUGAGGGUAUUUGUAGCGAUACUGCCGAUCCCAAUGUCGUUUGCCGGAAGUCUAGUGAUUUGUGCCCGAUGGGUGCCCCUGGAUAUUAUCCGAAUCCAACAAACUGCUCCCGCUACUUGUACUGUGACGAAAGCAGCCUGGGCUUCGAACAGAGCUGUGUGGCAGCCAACAAUGUGUACAACCAGUCGAGUGGCUCGUGCUUUCUAAAACGCCGUUCGGCCGAUUGCUUCCAGGUGGAUUGCAACAAUGUGCGCAACAAGGAUAAGUGGUUCGUGUACGACCCCUUCCCGCAGCUGUACUUUCUGUGCUCAGCCAAUGGACCGCUGAUGUUUAAAUGUGCACGCGAAUCUGAUGUAUUUGAUCUGACAUUGAAACGAUGCGAGUUCCAAUGCCGCACGGCAGGCCGUUUCGUGCAUCCGGCUAGCGCCAACAUGUAUUACGAAUGUGCAUACAUCAGUACUUCCAAGCUGGAGAAGUAUGAACAAACCUGCCCACCUUUGCUUCAGUUCAAUGAAAGUGAACAAAAAUGUCUCCCUGUGGCGUAAAUGGUACGAAUGAAGUAGUAACUUCAAAACAAGAAACAAGAAAAAUGAGAAUGCUUAAUAAAGGAAAAUAUAUCUCAGCAGAAAAAUAGAUUGAAAAUAAAGUUUAGUGGAUGAUA
This is a messenger RNA of Anopheles stephensi (Asian malaria mosquito), 943 nucleotides long. RefSeq lists its product as uncharacterized. The transcript is spliced from 4 exons. Gene Ontology annotation, molecular function: chitin binding. Gene Ontology annotation, cellular component: extracellular region. The record is from RefSeq and is a predicted model, not a curated record. Bases 39 to 827 code for a protein of 262 amino acids. NCBI's taxonomy places the organism in Eukaryota, Metazoa, Arthropoda, Insecta, Diptera, Culicidae.